Molecule: messenger RNA, 2841 nt
Organism: Naumovozyma dairenensis CBS 421
Lineage: Eukaryota; Fungi; Ascomycota; Saccharomycetes; Saccharomycetales; Saccharomycetaceae
Gene: SVL3
Product: Svl3p
Exons: 1
Coding region: 1-2841 (946 amino acids)
Cellular component (GO): cytoplasm
Molecular function (GO): oxidoreductase activity
Source: RefSeq, a predicted model, not a curated record
AUGUCAUCUUUAAAAGUUUUGACGUUGGGGAAUAACCCAAAUAUUGUAUUAUAUACUGCAAGAUUCCAAUUAGCUAACAGUGUAGAACUAUAUCAUGUAAGUGACUCCAUAUCAAACACUUUCCAGAUUGAAACCAUACAUUAUGGAAUCGAUAACUUUAAGUUACAAAACCAUUUCAAUUCAUUAGAACAACUAAUGAAUCAUUUCCAAACAAAUGAGGAUUCAUCGGUAUUGGAUUUGAUCAUAAUGAGUGCAUCAUCAUUACAAGAAUUAUCAACAUCUUCCGCUCAAUUAAAACCAUUGAUCAACUCUAACACAAAAAUCUUCUUAGAGAGUAGUGGAUUCAUUCAAUUAGAACCAUUCAUGAAACUAUCAAUGAAUUCCCCUCAAUCGAAAAUCUUUAGUUUGAUUUCAAAUUAUGACAUUCGUGAAAUAUCUCCAAAUCAUUACAAGCAAUUUCAAACCAACAAUAAUAAGUCAUCAUCAUCAUCAUCGUAUACAAUCUAUUUAGGUGAUAGUACUACCACUUCAGAUCAAAAUAAUAAUACGAAAUAUACCAAAAAUAUUUCAGGAUUAUUACAAACAUUCCAAAGAUUAUUCCAAAAAUUAUUCCCAAGAGAUCAAAUAGAUCUUUGUAAUUUAAAUUCUAUGGACUUCCUUAAACAACAAUGGAUCAUGGCAAUCCCCAAGAUUUGUUUCGAUCCAUUAUUAAUCAUGUUAGAAGAAACAAACCCAACUGAUUUAAAUAAUCAAAUUCUAGCUAAACCAUUGAUCUCAGGUUUAGUCACUGAAACUUUAACUGUAAUGAAAAAUAUGAACAUUAAUUUAAAAUCAGAAAAUUUAGAAAAUGAAGAUGAUUUAUUAAAGUAUUGGAAUUCAUUAUAUUCUCCUACUCAAACAAAAAAGGAUGAUAAAAACGAAAUGAUGAUGCCAAGUUUAUUGUAUCAUUUCAUUCAUAAGACUGCUCCGUUGGAUAUAGAUUUGAUCCUUUUACAAAUUAUAUUAUUGGCUGAUGAUCAUCAAGUUAAGACCCCUUAUUUGGAAUUCUUAUAUUCUAUCCUAAUUCAAUUACAAAAUUUAAAUAAUGGGAAAUCAAAAUGGUUUAUUAGGAAAGAUGAACAACAACAACAACAACAACAACAACAACAACAACAACAACAACAACAACAACAACAGCAAAACGUAAAGUUGAACGAAGAAGAAAAUAACAAUAAGAGUAUUAUUGAAAAACUAAAUGAAAAGAUUUCAACUUUGAAAAAUUCAAAUGAUGAUUUAUUGCAUAGUUUGGAAAAUUUUAAAUUGGAAAAUAAUAAUUUGAAAAAUCAAUUAAAUUCAUCAAAUAAGGAACUAUCAUCAAAGGAAAAGCAAUAUCAAAAUCAAAUUAAUGAUUUACAGGACAAAUUACAAGGUUUAGGAAAAGCUAACAUUCAACAGGAACAUUCAAACCGUACUACUCCUUCGAUUAAUAAUAAUAAAAUACAAGAUAUUCAAAAACAACAAGAAUUGGAAGAUAAUUAUAAUUCUACAGGAACUCCUAAUUUGAAAGAUUUACAAGAUUUUGCAAUGAUGAAUGUUAACUACGGAGAAUCACCAAUUAAACAAAAUCAAAAUCAACCUCAGCAGAGCGUAGGUGUAAAUGCAUCCAACAACUCAUCUUCCUCAUCGGGAAACUACCAACCGAACGAUAUGAAUAACACAAACAAUAAUAAUAGUAAUAAUGAAUUGGAUACUGAUACAUCGCUAAAGGAACGCGAAUUAGAAUUACGAAGAAAAGAAUUAGAAUUACAAGAACGUGAAUUGGAAAUUCAAAAGAGAGCACUUCAACAACAGCAACAACAGAGAUAUUCAUCCAAGCAAUAUAAUGUGAAUAAUGUAAUGCCACCGCAACAAAUGAUGAUCAAUGGACAUAAUAGAAGACCAUCUUAUCCUCAACAACAACAACAGCAAUUACAACAACCUAUGAAUAUGCGUCCAAAUAGAGGAAUGCAUGGAGCUGCUCCAACUGCCCCACCCUCAGCAAGUAAUUUCAUUGAUCCAAUUUCUUCAGGUAGAUCCUAUAGUAAUGGAAAUAAUAUCUCAACAUAUAGUGGUGGUGUAGGACCUUCAAGAAAUGGUAAUCCGAUGAUGAUGCAACAAAAUGGAUUCCCAAUCAAACCAACAAGUAGGAAAAAUAGAAAUAGUAAUAUGCCAAAUCUUGGCCAUGCUUCAACAAUGGGUUUCAAUAAUAAAAAUAAUAAUUUUAAUAGACCACCUAAUCAACAAUCACUUCCAUCAUCCGCUGCAAAUAGUCAAAGUCGUUUGAAUUCAAUGUCAAGUCAUUCCAUCCCUGCUUUCCAAAACUCAAACAACAACAUGAAUCCAAGAUUCCCACAACAACAAGAUCAACAAAUGAUGAUGGCUAAUUCGGCAUCAAGAAUGAGCAUGCCAUUAUCUUCAAAACCAAGUAAUUUGACCAUGAAUGGACAACAGCCCCAACAACAACAAAGACAAUUCAGCUCAAGUACAGCUAUAGAACAUAGCCAAAGUAAUCCAAAUAUGUCAACAAAUUCAGUAUUACAUAACAAUUUUCCAUAUCAACCUCCCGCUAACAACUUAAAUACCAAUAAUGGUAAUAACGAGGACAACAACAACACUGCAGGACCAAGUACUCCAGUCAUGCCACAGCACGUUCCACAAAUCAAUAUACAUCAAGCAUCACCUGCUCCUACCUCGUCUACACAAGAUACAAAUACCACUCAAAUGACAGAAGAAAGCGCCCCCGGUGACAAUAAUGAUGAUAAUGGUGGUAAAAAGAAGAAGAAAAGUAGAUUUGGAUUAUUUAAAAAGAAAAAUAAAAAGUAG